Candida albicans SC5314 is the source of this 2208-nucleotide messenger RNA. Its product is annotated as phosphatidylinositol-3-phosphatase. NCBI's taxonomy places the organism in Eukaryota, Fungi, Ascomycota, Pichiomycetes, Serinales, Debaryomycetaceae. The record is from RefSeq and is a predicted model, not a curated record. Gene Ontology annotation, biological process: dephosphorylation. Gene Ontology annotation, molecular function: phosphatase activity. The transcript has a single exon. Bases 1 to 2208 code for a protein of 735 amino acids.
AUGGAUAACGUUUUCAAAGUGGAAAAUGUUAUUUUAAAUAGACGAGGAUAUCAUAUUCCAGGAACACUUAUCUUGUCUUCUUUCCAUUUGGUGUUUAGUUUCACAUCCAAUACAUCGACAUCCACCAAUCCAAAAGAAAUAUGGAUAUGUUAUCCCAUGAUAGAGAAAAUGUCAAAGGCUAGAGGUUCCUCAUGGAUUAAUCACAAUAACGGGAAUAGUUCUAAGACUAGGAACACGGGGUCGCAGGUGGAUAAUACUCCGAAAAUAGUGAUGAAAGGAUUUGAUCAUUAUAGUGCGUCGCAUAUUCGGUUGCAAUGCAAGGAUUUCACAUAUUACUCAUUUGAUUUCAUGAAUGAUUUAAUUUGUAGCGAAGUGUUUACAAAGUUGAGCUCACUUAUUACAAUUUCCAAGACUGAGAAUGAUAUUAAACAACUAUACGCAUAUUCUUACAAACCAAAUAUGCUUGAACAGAAUUUGGAUGUCAAAGGUUGGCAAUUGUACAACCCCAUUGAGGAGUAUCAAAGAUUAGAACUAGUACAAGAAAACAGCCAGUAUUGGAGAGUCACCAAUCUUAAUACAGAGUACAAGUUUUCGCCAAGUUAUCCCAAGGUAUUAAUAGUACCCAGCACCAUAUCCGAUAAUGUAUUAAAACAUGCCGGUAAGUUUAGAUCGAAACAGAGAAUACCAGCAAUCGUUUACAAGCAUAAAUCAGGCAUUAAUGGGAACGUUAUAGCCAGGUGCGCUCAACCUCUAGUUGGUCUUAACAUACAGAAUAGAUCAAUACAGGAUGAGAAGUUGAUUGGAGAAAUAUUUCUUUGCCAAGAGAGGGAAAGGAAGGAUAAAAUUGAUAAUUCUUGUGGAAAGAGCAAUAACGUUGAUGAUGAGUUCCAGCGUGAACAACCACAACGCAACUUGUUGGUAGAUCUAAGACCAGUAACGAAUGCUAUGGCGCAACAUGCUUUGGGUGCAGGUACAGAAAAUGUUGAUUACUAUCGUGGGAAACAGAAUCUUAAUUCCAAGGAGAGCAGUAAAGAUAAGGGUGAUAGUGAAAGCACCUCUUCGCAACGUAUAAGGCAUAUUGACAAGAUAUUUUGCAACAUUGAUAAUAUUCAUGUCAUGAGAGACGCAGUUAAUAAAUUGUCUUCCAUAUUGAACGAUUUAGAUAGAUACCCUGCUACUUAUGAUAAACUGUCAGCAUCUGCUGCUUUAUUACAACAAGCAUUGACAAAGACACAAUGGCUAAACAGAUUAUCUAUAAUCUUACAAUCAGUUGAUCGUAUAACCAAGUCAAUACAUUUGAAUAAUACAAAUGUAAUUAUUCAUUGUUCAGAUGGUUGGGAUCGGACUUCUCAAGUAUCAGCGUUAUCUCAACUUUGUCUUGACCCUUAUUAUAGAACUUUGAAAGGAUUUAUGAUACUUGUUGAAAAAGAAUGGACUAGUUUUGGAUUCAAGUUUGCUACAAGAGCCGAUCACGGUGGGUGUAUUGGAGCGAUUAUGAAGAAGGAAAUUAAAAGUGCUCUGGUUCAAGAUGAGAAUAAUCAAAAUGAACUGAAUUCUGGACAGUCUUUGGAAAGUUCGAUGUAUGGUGAAUCCCCGCAAAAUGAUAAUUCACAAAGUGUAACAAGUAUCGGCAGUGGAGCAGCAGCAAGUGUAUCUUCUUUUUUCCAGAGAGCUGCAAGAGCUGCCAGAGAAAUCAAAAAUACAGCCCAGAAUGGGCUUUCAUCAUCACCAAGUCCUGAGGAUGGUGCUGAUGGUAGUGGUUACACAUCGUCAUCUUCCAUCUACAGUGGCAGCAGUGAGAAGUCACCUAUAUUUCACCAAUUUCUCGAUUGUGUUUACCAGAUAUAUCGACAAAAUCCAACACAAUUCGAAUUCAAUAGUCGAUUUCUCAAAAGACUAUUUUAUCAUUAUUACUCGUGUCAGUACGGUUCAUUUUUGUGUGAUUCGGAAAAGGAGUUAUAUGAAGUAUAUAAAGUUCAAGAUAGCACAGUGUCAGUGUGGGACUAUUUUAAUUCUCGGCCUGCAGAGUUUUUGAAUAAACUGUAUACAAAUGAUACAAUUGAAGAUAAUGAUGGUGUUAUAUUUUUCAAUUUUGCUGAUCUUAAAUGGUGGUUUGAACUAUACGGAAGAAGUGACGAAGAAAUGAAUGGGUUAUCCAAUUCUCUUGAUCGAAAAUUUGCACAAAUGGGAUUAAAUAGGAAAGAAUAG